GGACGGCACUACGCGGUCAACGUUGUAUAACGUUUCCAUCUACAGGUCAAUUACCAUUAUUACAACAUGUGCCCGCUACGUGCUGGAUAUGCUUGGUUGAGGAAGAUUGUUUCCUGCCUUCGUGAUGGGGUUUCCCGCCGCGAAAAUGUGUCUUCUGAGGGCCCUCCUGUUCGCAUCCCUGCUUGGUGUCUCAUCUUCAACUCAAUUCCUGGCCACACUGAACAUGGGAGGGGUCACAGGUCAAGUGAACUUUGACUCCAACUCUACAAUGGCCUCUGUCAACAUCUCAGGCGCUGGAUCAUGUGGUGCUCUGAACUUCACUGUCACUGGGUUUCCGGUCAUGUACGGCCAUUUUGCCCAACCGUGUGAAGAGUCGAAUAUCGGUUCGACGAUGUUCACCUUCACCGCCGACCCAGUGUCAAAUGUUAAUGUAUCACAUCUGUUUGUUGAUCGGUCAAGUCUGGAUGACCUCUCACUGUCCCUGCAGACCUGCAACGGCACUAAGGUGUGCACUGUUGUAAGUCAAGGUCAGAAAACGAUGACUCAGCAGUCCCGGUUCACAGGUCCGACUGCUGGUGAUGUUUAUAUUCGUCGGAACAACGGGAGCACAAGGAUCCUUUCAGACCUCUUCACCAUCAAUCUGCUCAGAUCUUCGCACGAGGAGACCACUCUGUUCAGCUCAGCAAGCACGGCCGCCAGUUGUGAAGUUCUUCUUGGCAGCUUGAAUGCCUCAGCAUUGACAAAUCUUGGCACUGUCCGGGUGGGAUCACCUUUAAGUCGUGAGAAGUCCCGCCUUGAACCGACUGGCUUCAACAUGAACACUAGUUUCCUUCUCCUUCGCCGCAACUCCAGUUUCCAGUGCGCGCAGGUCUAUAACAUGCCAGAGAAACGGGUCAGCGCUGUCGUGAGCAUGAAAGGAAUCAAAGGACAAUUCACCUUCCACCAGGCGUCACCGUUUGAUGUGACCGAGAUCCGGCUGGAGUUGGAGAACCUGCAGAGCAAAGUCGGCCCUUUUCAUGUGCACCAUUUCCCUGUUCCGUAUUCCCUAGCAUCCGUCGAGUGUUCAAAUGAUAACGUAGGAGGACACUGGAAUCCUUUCAAUGUUGACACUAGUGAUCCCUCUUACCCCAAAGUGCCUGGAUCAACUCAUGACCGCUAUGAAAUUGGUGACCUCAGCGCAAAGCAUUUGUCACUCGCUGGUAAGAACAGAACCACAGAGAUGUUCACCGACUUCAACCUUCCUCUUUUUGGGAAGAACAGCAUUGUCGGUCGCUCAGUUGUGAUACAUCGACCUGAUGGAUCCAGGUACGUGUGCGCCUCCAUCGGAUACCCCGACGAAGUGGUCGUUGGUCGGGCAAGAUUUGAGAACCUUGUGGUGGGUGAGAUUGUGUUCAUACAGCAGAAAAACAACCCGCAGUCUGACGUCUCUAUCUUCGUGGAUCUGUCCUAUGGAAAUCCAUCAAUGGCUGGAACAAAAAACCACAACUGGCAUAUUCACACUUACCCCAUCAGCUCCGAGCGGGAUGAUGAGGAAAAUCACUGCAACACUGCCAGAGGGCACUGGAACCCCUUUAGCGUUGACACAGCAAACCCAAACUACACUAGUCACUGUGGCCCUUCCUCCCCAUUAGCCUGUGAGGUGGGAGAUCUCUCCAACAAACAUUCCACAGUCAACCUAGACACUGCAGUAGGCGGAUUUGGAGCAAAGAACUUCUUCACUGAUGUCUUCUUGUGGCUACCUCCAUCUGGCGCAAUCGGCCGAUCUGUGGUCAUUCAUGAGGCAGAGGGAGGCGGUCCAAGGGUUGCGUGUGCCAACAUAACUGAGGUUCAGAUCCCUAAAGUGAGCUCAGGUAAUUGGCACGGGCCGGGACAAUCCGACGGACAAAUCCAGUUCUCACAGUCGAUCCCAGGGGGCCCGACAAUCAUAGAUGUCUCCCUGACAAAUCUGAAUAAUUCAGCGGACAGCUACUACAUUGGUGUGCUCCCUCUCAAACCCGGCAGCACUGACCCCUGCUCUAGUGCGGAGAUUCAGGGUCGCUACAAUCCCCGUGGCUGGAACAUAUCAGAGUCCCCGGAGCCUGGCAGUGGAACUGUUGACCAGUAUCAAGUUGGAGAUCUGGCUGGAAAAUUUGGGUUGAUUAACGACUUGGACCAAAUAGUUAAACAGUUUGUUGACCAAUACCUACCUAUAACUGGGCCCCGCAGCAUCGCUGGACGGUCCGUGGUGAUUAACAACAGAAAUGGAUCAAGAAUUCGCUGUACGACCAUCUCCGCUCAGACUAACCCAGGUGGGCACUGGACUCUUGCCAAAGCUGUUUUCAACGGCGUGGUGGAGGGGAACAUUACCCUGCGGCAGCAGAUGGUUCCCAGAGGGGCCAGCCACGACACAACCUUGGAGGUGGACCUUCGUUCAGCCACAAGACAGAUGGCAGAGGCGACAUUGUUCAUCCAAAGCCAAAGAGUAGGCAACAGCAGCACGUGCAGUGGCCUGUCGGAGACAUUCAAUCCCUUCAACAUGACAUCAAAGAACUUCACCUGUUCACUGGAGAAGCCCUUCGCCUGUAUUUUGGGGGAGCUUUCUGGAAGACAUGGCGACAUCAGCCUCACACAGAGACAGUUGAUUAUUGACAACAGGCUCCAACUCAUCGGGGAUAAUACCAUCGUCCACAGAGCCAUCGUGCUGAAGAAUGGCACCGACAUCAUCGCCUGUGCUGACAUCGUUCCAGAGUCUCCAUCAGCGGAUCAGACUUUUCCCACAGUGAGCAUGUUUAGCCGUUAUGGUUUUCGGAAGAGGGUUGCUGACAUCGUUCAGGUCGAUUUGCAAAGAGUCACCAUCCUCGGAGAUUCCCCUGAGCGUGCGGCUAAUGGGGCAUGCCAAAAGGUCACCUUCAUGAUAUCUGGGGACGUCAAUGAGGAACUUCUGAGGUCAGUGAAAACAAGUGAACAGAUGGGGCCCUACAAGGAGUCCGACUCAUGCACUAGAAACGCAGGUCUGCGGAUGGUGGCAACAAAUUCCCUCAUUGGCCUGAUGUUCGCCAUCUCCAUCAUGGUGCCAUUCUACCGAUGACUUCUUCAUUUGUAGCAACCAUGAGAUGAAGGUUCAUGGAUCCUUAUUUUUUAAUAUGAAUUUAAAAGUUAUAUUUUCCUGUGCAAAUUCUGGGUUUUGUAUAAAUCAAAAUUGGGUUUCGACUGCUUCACUGCUCCUUAACUGUUGUUGUACAAUCUUUAAAAGUGGCAUGAAGUCACUGUCUUACAUUCCGGUAUUUUGACUUCUGGUCGUAUAACUGCACUGUUGGUUUUAAUUGU
Molecule: messenger RNA, 3306 nt
Organism: Synchiropus splendidus (mandarinfish)
Lineage: Eukaryota; Metazoa; Chordata; Actinopteri; Syngnathiformes; Callionymidae
Exons: 11
Coding region: 125-3067 (980 amino acids)
Biological process (GO): superoxide metabolic process
Molecular function (GO): metal ion binding
Source: RefSeq, a predicted model, not a curated record